Miniopterus natalensis is the source of this 699-nucleotide messenger RNA. It is a transcript of the gene MS4A10, whose product is annotated as membrane spanning 4-domains A10. Gene Ontology annotation, cellular component: plasma membrane. NCBI's taxonomy places the organism in Eukaryota, Metazoa, Chordata, Mammalia, Chiroptera, Miniopteridae. The record is from RefSeq and is a predicted model, not a curated record. Gene Ontology annotation, biological process: cell surface receptor signaling pathway.
AUGGCGGCAGAAGCCACCCCAGCGGCCGCAGUUAUUCCCGGACCUGGAGCUGGGGGGCCCCAGCCUGGCCCCACAGGCCUGGCCCGGGAGGCAGCCCCUCGCGGCUGCGGGCCUCCAGACUGGCGCCCCGAGAGGCCGGGGAAGAGGAGCCUCCUUCUCAAGGGGCUGGGCGCCUCCCAAGUCGUGGUCGCUGUGCUGCACGUGGCCCUCGGGGGUUACCUGGCCUUCGCAGUCAAGGACCUUCACCUGGUGGUGCUGAAGUCUUGGUACCCAUUCUGGGGGGCUGCGUCUUUCCUCAUUUCUGGGAUUUUGCCGAUAACAAUGGAAGUGGUUUCAAAAACCUCUCUGAAGUUGUGCCUGAUAGCAAACAUCAUCAGCUUCUUCUGCGUGCUCGCCGGCCUCUUUGUCAUUGCCAAGGAUCUCUUUCUGGAAAGUCCCUUUGAGUCCCCGACCUGGAGACUGUACCCCAACAGCACAGUCCACAUCCAGAGACUGGAGCAGGUCCUGCUCUGCUUCGCCUGCUUUGAGGUCUUGCUGCCUGGGCCCACGGCUGCCGUAGCCUGCAGGAAGGGCCGCCUGUCUGCAGAGAGGGAUGACUUGUCCCUUGUUCCUGACACACCAUUGGAGCUCAGGGGGCCUCCUCCAUCCUAUGAGGACGUGACUCAAGGUGGCACAUGGAAGGAGCCAAAGCAGGGGUGA